AUGAUGCGUGGUACUAGGGGAGCUCUGGCGGUGACAGUCGCCGCACUGCUUGUUUGCUGCAGCGCUGAUUCACAUCAAGAAUCAGAAAAUGCUAAUGAACAUACGGUGGAGCGCUAUGAUCCCGGCUCUAGUGAUAUUAAACAUAAAGAAGAUUUUCAAGAUUACUUAAGGUUCCUAUUGACAUAUUACAAUGAUUUUAAGGAACACAAUCUUGAUGGAAGUAGUGACAUAAUUGAUAGUAAUGGUUUCGCCGGCAGAAAUGUUGUUGGGAAUGAUUUUUCUAACAUGAACCAGGUUAAAAACUUUUACGACAACACGGCGAAUAGACAUUGGGGUAAUCGUAUCCCCUCGAAGUUUGGGAGAAGUAAUGGAGAAAGGUAUGUGAGGUUCGUUGACCCACUCGGUGGAGGCAACUUUGUUCGGCGUUCGGAUUCAGCUGGAGAUUAUUUUGCGAGCAACAUUGACUCAAAUGGAAUUUUGGUCAAGAAGAAUUUGGAUCAUAUCGGAGGACCGAAUUUAGUUAAAAGGAUAUUGGACUCCAUAGGUGGUGGUCACAAGCUCGCAGAAGUGGAUCACCCAGGAGGUAGCUUCACGAGGCAUGUGCGAGAGGCUGGACAGUACCGUUUUGUACCAUACCUAAUGACUAGGCGUUUUGACUAUGUCAGUCCAUACGGUGGUAAGCGCGAUCCUUGGGCAAUGAGCUACGGCGGAUAUUACGGGGACGGCCUUCCGAAGCGCAAUUUUGAUGAGAUUGACCGGUCGAACUUAGACACCUUCUUGCGGAAGAGGAACUUCGACGAGAUCGAUCAGACUUCGAUGCCUUUCCCGUUCGCCAAACGCUUCUAUCACCAGUACGGACUCAACUCCUUUGACUUAGAUCUGCCAAUAUCGAGUUUCGACAAAAAGAGGUACCGACCAGACUACCCAAUGGAUGAGAUUGACCUGUCACAAUUCCCCAUCGGUUCCAAGAGAUCUCAAAACACAAUGCAGCCGCAGCACUAAUACAAAUCAUUCAAAACAUGUAGAUGCAAGUAACUAGAUUUUUGGGAGUCCACAUGUCUCUCAUUUGUGUCCAUUAUUAUCGUAAAUAAUAAUUAUUUUAAUAAAAAUUAUAUUGUAGAUGUAUUUUAUUAAUAUCUUAAAGUUAUCAGUGUAUGAUAUAAUCAAAUGCUCAUCUAGCUAUUUAUUUUUAUCGUAUGAAGCGAUGUAUGACAUAAAAAUUCUUUUAAACUUAUUAUUAAUACGCAUGUAAAUUACUUAUGGGCAUUCCAUUAGAUCUCAUUAUAGUUAGGAGAGAGAGGUUUAACGUAAGUUAUUGUUAUAAAUGUUAUAUCGCUAUUAAAGAUUUUAAAAUUUUCAAACUGUACCUGUAAAUCUUUAUUUUGCGACGAGUGGCAUAAGAUCAUUUGAAUUUAGGAUUAUGAUAUAUUUUAAGAGUAUUCUUGAAAUUAUUUAACCGAGUUGUAAAAUAAAUGGCUGGAAAUAAAAAAAGAAAUACUUGAAAGUGAAUGUUUUUUUUAUUUGUGACACGAUGAAAAAAGUUUGGAGACAUUAUAAUAAUUUUUAUUUAUGAAGGUUUUUCUUUGUAAACAGGUAAACAUAUUUUAAAGGUAAGUAAUAUGCGAUGCCAAGGGCUAUUCAGCUCAAUUUAACUCGGUAAAUAGCAUUCUGUGUGUAUCAAAGGUUGAAAUUAUCUUGUGAUGGGAUGAUAAUAAAUUGCCCGAAUGGAAGCUUUAAAAUUCAGAAAUAUUUGAAAUUUUCUCUCAAAUGUUAUUUAUCAUUAUUGCAUUUACAAUUCUAUGUUGUUAAAAAUACCUUUAAGAAAUAUUCAACAUAGUACUAUAUAAUGGUGUAAUUUUGAAACUUAUCGCAAACCCUUUCAGUUUGACAUUUUAAAGGUAAUCACGAACUUUAAGCUAUUCACGAGCUAUACAACUAUUGUCAUUGCAAUCGCAUCAAGAUAUUGAAUGAAUGAUAUCGUUAAUUUGAUGUUAAUUGGAAGUGUUUAAGCAAAGCUAUAGACGUGAAUAUCUAUGAAAGCUAUCUUUCGACUGGAUUAUCAAAAUUUUUAGUAUGUUUAUAUAAUUUUUUCGAUAAUUGAUAUUCAUUCGUUCCAAAAGACUUUAAUCGUUAAUUUAUUUCAUAAAUACCAAUUGGUAUACUUAUGAAAGGGAUUGCAAUAGAUUUUAAAAUUUGACAAUUACCCCACAGCAUCCCUUCUAUGGUAAUUUCUUUAAGGUAUUUCAAUAUAUAUUGUGAUGUGACGUUAAGAUCUAAAAAUAGAGAUAAAAAGUAGGUGUCGCCUUAUGAGGCCAU
Molecule: messenger RNA, 2316 nt
Organism: Diatraea saccharalis (sugarcane borer)
Lineage: Eukaryota; Metazoa; Arthropoda; Insecta; Lepidoptera; Crambidae
Source: the annotation of a GenBank genome assembly